Molecule: messenger RNA, 3009 nt
Organism: Bufo bufo (common toad)
Lineage: Eukaryota; Metazoa; Chordata; Amphibia; Anura; Bufonidae
Gene: FRMD7
Product: FERM domain containing 7
Exons: 12
Coding region: 1-2892 (963 amino acids)
Cellular component (GO): cytoskeleton
Molecular function (GO): guanyl-nucleotide exchange factor activity
Source: RefSeq, a predicted model, not a curated record
AUGCUGGCAGAUUUAAAAAGAUCCAUUCAUGGAGAUUUCAAAGAGACAAUCUCGGUCAUCCAUGCUGAUAUAGUAGCCAUAGGAGAAAGAACUGCGCAUCUAGAAGAAAAAAUGGAGGAAUUUGUCACAGCACACAAUUCGCUAGUUGAUAAUCACAACGUGGUUGAGGAUGAUAUAGCAGCCAUUAAGCUCAAAAUUGCGGAUCUGGAAGACCGCUCCAGAAGAAACAACAUAAGAUUUAGAAAUAUUCCUGAAAACGUCUCAGACUCUCAGCUGCAAGAAUUUAUUUCUGAUCUUAUUAUAUCAUAUCUUCCAGAUACCCUUGAGUCAGAGCUAAUCAUUGACCGGGUACACCGGGUUCCUAAGCCCAAAGCUCUCCCUGCCUCUGUUCCCAGGGACGUCCUUGCUAGGAUCCAUUUUUACCACUUGAAAGAUUCCCUGAUGAGGGAAGCUCAAAAAAAGAAAAAAGAUAUUCCUGAGAGAUUCAGUACUGUACUCCUAUUCACAGAUUUAUCCCCAGCGACACUAAGCAGGAGACGGGAAUUUCAAAUUUACACCAGAGCGCUAAGAGAUAACAAUAUCCCCUACAAAUGGGGUUUUCCUGUCAAACUUAUUGUGAGACACCAAAACUCUUCACAUGUCCUAACUUCUCCUCAAGAAGCAUCAGAAGCUUUUUCCAAAUGGAACAUUAUUCUACCACAAGAGGGCACCAAAGACAAAGAUAAAGACAAAGCUACGACUGCCUCUCCUAAAAAACCUCCUGCUGAUAAGAGUCAUCUCAACUUAACUCCAGAAUGGACAAGACAAAAAGCUCCUGGAAAAGAAUUGUUCAAUAUGAGCUGCAGUCAUUUGAACCUGACCGAGAAAGAAUACUUUGGCUUGGAAUUCAAGAAUAACAACGGCUACCAAGUUUGGCUGGGACUUCUGAAACCAAUAACCAAGCAGGUGAAAAACCCUAAAGAAACAAUAUUCAAAUUCAUGGUGAAAUUCUUCCCGGUGGACCCCGGGCAGCUGCGGGGAGAGUUGACCAGGUAUCUCUUCGCUCUUCAAAUUAAAAAGGAUUUAGCCUCUGGGAAAUUACCUUGUAAUGAUAACAGUAGUGCCCUAAUGAUGUCUUACAUACUUCAGGCUGAGUUGGGUGAUUAUGAGGAAGAGACAGCUAGAAAACAUGUGGAACAGAAUCAAUACUUACCAAAUCAGGAAUAUCUGGACAACAAGAUCCUCAAGUAUUACCAGCGCCAUGUGGGAAAAUCUCCAGCAGAAUCGGAUAUGCAGCUACUGGACAUCGCACGGAAGUUGGACAUGUAUGGCAUACGACCUCAUCAGGCUAUUGAUGGAGAGAAUAUGCAGAUCACCCUUGCGGUGGCUCAUUUGGGUGUUCUGGUUUUACGGGGAAACACCAAGAUUAAUACCUUUAACUGGGCCACUAUUAGGAAGCUGAGCUUCAAAAGGAAAAAUUUCCUGAUCAAACUUCAUCCACAUAUUGAUACCUUGUGUAAAGACACCUUAGAGUUCACUAUGGUAAGUCGAGAUGCCUGUAAAGCUUUUUGGAAGACUUGUGUUGAGUAUCAUGCCUUCUUCCGUCUAUCUGAAGAACCCAAAUGUAAGCCCAAACCAUUCAUCUGUAGUAAAGGCUCAAACUUCAGAUACAGUGGGAGAACCCAAAUACAGUUGUUUGAUUCCUGGACUAAAGGCAAGGCGAAGAAUCUUCCCUUUGAGAGAAAACACUUACAGGCAAACCUCCAUGAAAGACAAUGCAGAUCUUCCCCCGACCUCCUGACUGAAGUGGCAAAACAGCCCAAUGACUUGCGUCUGGUAUACACCAGCAGACCUUGCUCUAGAAGUGUCAACAGUGUGGGCUGGGACCCAUUUGGAUAUAGGAAUCGAAGGAACUCGGCCAUUGAAGUCAUUUUUACAUCAGAAAUGGCACACUCCAAACCAGAGGAGGAAGAGCAAAUUUCAUUGCAGCAAUCAAAAAGCAGUUCUUCAUUCCCUGGGUAUAGCUAUGGUGACAUGGCUAGGGGGAUGUCUCGGCAGUGUUCACACAGGAGACCAUUGUCUUGCUAUGAAGAAAGCAACCAUUUUUCUGGCAAUCGUAAAAGUUCUUCUGAAGGCAGCAUGAGGGAGACCAUUCCUGCAUCACCAAGGACAUAUAUUGAAAUGGGUACUGGGUCCUCUUCAGCAAGACAGAAGUUCAACAAAGGUCCGCCCAACAUAUACUGCUAUACAGAUGGCAUAUCGCCAAUACCAGCACAAACUUCAGCUGUGGUUGAGGAAAUUAUACGACUUACCAGUCAAUCUAAGCUUUUUACAGAGCACUCAGCAAACAGAAGUCCGAGUGCCAGAAGGUAUCAUCAACCAGUUUACCCACGGACCAGUUGCAAAAGUAGUUCAGGCAUGGGAUCCCAGGUAGAUACUCAAAUGACAAGCGUGGAAGAUAAUCAAGAACCUCAUCCUAAGAGAUCUUUGAGUCAUUCAGAUGUGAAAUCAGAAGGUUUCCCUCAUGGUUCAGAAUUCAGACCUCUAGGUCUUUACCCUAUACUAACCAGAACAUCUAGUGUCUCAAGGAACCCACUACCUCAUCAGCUUGUUCCAUUACCACUUCCCCCGCCACCGUUACCACCACCACCUCCUCCUCCAUCAACUUCAAAGAAAGGUCCACAAGUCACAGAAAGAUAUGUAUACAGUGGGACUGAAUCGAGUGACUCUGAAUCAGAGAUCAUAAAUCCCUAUUACUAUGCUGUAUUUGGGAAAAAUGUAAGACAUCCCAUGGCAAGAGUUAGAUUGUCCUCAGGUAGUCUCCAGUUAGAAGAAGAGGAGGAGGUCCCUUUAAAUAUUUGUGCAUGGGAAAGCAAGAAGCCUAAACCAGAGUGGAAACAUUUCCACACUUAAAGGGUAUGUCCACCUUCAAACACCAUUUUACAACUUCGUAUAUAAUCUAUUAAAAAGUUAAGCCAUUCAUUUAUCUAGUUGUGCGUCUCCCUGAAAACUGUGAUAGCACAUUUGAUA